CUCACAGAUUGCAGAAUUAUCUAUCGAAAAUUACGCAUUUAACUGGGCUGAGUAUCACCAGCUGUCAAUUUAUUCGAACAAUAAAUCUAAUUACACCAAGGACUCAAAAUUAAAAUUUAAACGUAGCGACAGGUUUUCUUUAAUGGAUUCCGUAAAGUCUUUAAGGUAUUUGUGAGUAAGGUCUUUACCAAAGGCACGAUAAUAUCUGAGAGAAUGUCUAGUGUGUAAGACAUACCACGCGGACGCGGAUGUGGUCAAGAAAUGGUGCUUAAAGCGUUAUCGCACGUGUCAACAGAUCGGUAAACAAAAAGAUUACUUAUAAAUAAACAAUGAUAUUAAUUAUUGAGGUAAAUAACUUAAUGAAAAAUAAGGAAUUAUUAUCAUUGUGGGACUUUAGUGUCUUGCUAUAGAGUGGGAUUUUUAAAUCUAUUUUUAAUGACACUAAGUAGGGUUUUAUACAGAAAGUAGUUAUUGUUGUUGUGUGAUAUCUAGCGUGCUCAACUUAUCGGGUUUCAUUAGCUGUUUAGGCUGGAUCAGAGACAUUGUUAUUGAGUGCUUAACAACAGCACGUGCUUUUAUCAAAUCGAGCUCCGAGUUUAAUUGUAAGUAAUAGGCAACUUUAUGAGUUCGCGUCUAGUAAGUGUCAAUUAAGUGUUACGAUUGAGUGCCAGUCGACUGAAAGUUCGUCAAGAUGACCAAAAAAGCAGCCUCGGAUAAGUUGAGAAGAAAUCCGAUCGAGAAGGCGAACCCCCUUAGCCGAUUAUUUUUCUGGUGGACGUUGGAGUUAUUCAAAAGAGGAGCUCGCAAUGGAAUCACCAUGGAUGACCUUUACACUCCGUUGUCGGCUGAUAAGUCCGAGACUUUGACUGAUAAUUUGGAAAGGGCUUGGAAUGAUGAGUUGAAGAAACUGGAACUCAAUCAAACUCAGAAUAACGAUGAUAAUUACAAAAAAAAACCAGCUAAGCCAAGUUUGCUUCGAGCAAUGAUCAGAACUUUUUGGAUGAAGUUUGCAGCGAUAGGAGUGCUCCAAGUGUUUGAGCAGCUUGUCUUAUUUAACUUGCAGCCAAUCAUCCAAAGCUGGGUCAUUUCGUACUUCGGAGCUAAGAAUGAAAACUCGAUGACUCAAAAUGAAGCCCUGAGCUGGGCUGUAGCGCUCAUCGUCGUAACACUGGGAAUCACGUUGAUUAUUCAUCACACGAAUUUCUUCGGGGAGAUAUUAGGGAUGAGAAUGAGACUGGCCUGCUGUUCUCUAGUCUAUAGAAAGAGUUUGAAACUGAGCAAAACUGCACUGGAUGAUACUCCGGCUGGCCAGGUUGUGAAUCUUCUCAGUAACGAUGUCAACCGCUUCGACUUGCUCCCCGUGCUCUUUAAUUAUCUAUGGAUCACACCGCUUCAGAUCAUUGUGAUCGGAUACAUAAUCUGGCGCAGUAUCGGGAUCUACACUCUAGUGGGCUAUGGAAUGCUCUUUUUGAUAACGAUUCCGAUGCAAGGCUACGUGGGAAUUGUCUCAGGAAAGCUCAGAAAUGUUACCGCUAAAUUGACUGAUCGACGAGUCCAGCUCAUGAGUGAACUAAUUGCCGGCAUUCAAGUUGUAAAAAUGUAUGCAUGGGAAAUACCAUUCAAUAAAAUAGUCACACAAACGAGGUUGAAUGAAAUAAAACAGAUACAUCGAUCAAACAACAUACGUGGAUUGUAUUCCAGUUUAUCAGAGUUCACACAAAAGGCGAUGAUGUUUAUGACACUGGUUAUCUUCAUAAUGAUCGAUGACAAUCCAAUAACUCCCGGAAUCACUUUCCGAAUCUCAAUUUACUACAGCACUCUCCAAUUGCUCAUGACAAUAUUCUUUCCGAUAUCAAUUAUUUCGCUGAUUCAGGGUAUCAUUGCAGUCCAAAGAAUUGAGGAAUUUCUUCUAUUAGAAGAAGUUAAAAAAAGUGCAGAAGUUGAGGACAAAAAAGAGUUGGAAGUUCCAGCAAUUGAAGACAAAAAUUCCCAGAAGAAAUCCAACCCAGGAGCUGUAGUUGUCAAGUUGAGUAAAGUUUCGGCUAAUUGGAAGUUCGGACAAUUGCCUCCAACUCUGUGUGAUGUCUCACUGAAAAUCAACGGAGGAGAACUUUGUACUCUCGUAGGUCCAGUCGGUUCGGGCAAAAGUUCUUUUUUGAAUUUGCUCCUGCAGGAGCUGCCAGUUGGUGCAGGAACAGUUGGACUCUUCCAGUUCUCUGAUGGAGAAUCAGCAGAUGCGAAAUCUCAAUCAGGAUUUAUACAGGACAAUCCUGAAAUGAAGAUAUCAUACGCUAGUCAGGAUCCGUGGCUCUUUACAGGAACUGUGAGAGAGAACAUUCUAUUUGGACUAGAGUAUGAUAAUACACGUUACCAAGAGGUAACGAAAGUUUGUUCUCUCCUGCGAGAUUUCAAACAUCUGCCUAACGGAGAUUUAACUAUAGUCGGAGAACGAGGAGCUUCACUGUCAGGCGGCCAGAGAGCGAGAGUCAAUUUGGCCAGAGCCAUCUACAGACGAGCCGAUCUGUACCUUUUAGAUGAUCCGUUGAGUGCUGUUGAUGCACGUGUCGCUCGACGGCUCUUCAAAGAUUGUAUCCUCGAGUAUCUGAAAGGCAAAACGCGGAUCUUGGUUACGCAUCAGCUCAAUUAUCUCAAGCAAGCUGAUACUAUCGCAGUUUUGGAGCGCGGCUCGAUCAAACAUCACGGAACUUUUGAUACUUUAAUUCAAACGAGUGCUGUUUUCAACAACAUGCUCAACGCUCUAAAGAAAAACGAGGACGAAAAAGAAACUGAAGCUGUUGUUGAAACUGUCAAGGAGCAAAGUCCUGAUAAUCAAGAGACGGAAGUCACAAGCGAAAAAAAUAAUUUCUUCCGUCGGGCCAAAACCAGGAUGUCCCAAAUUUCGAUCAGAUCUCACGAUAGUUACAAAUUUAUGGUCAAUGAAGACGCUGAUGGAGUGGAUCUGAAAAAUACUAUCCCCGACGAAGUAAAGGGUAAAGGAUUCAUCUCCAAGGAGAUUUACUUCCGAUAUUUCCGCGAAGGUGGUGGGAUCAUUGGAUGCCUUCUGCUGGUCCUGAUGUUCAUUCUAACCCAGGUUGCUGCGGUCGGUGUCGAUCAGUGGAUGACUUUCUGGACAACUCUAGAAACAUUCAGGCCUUGUAUCCAGAGUGCAGGCGGUAUCUGUUCAGGGGCUGUACUUGAAUCUAACGCUCUCAUCAACAAUACGAAACUGAGCUCACUUCUUGAUAGCGAUGGUUUGCUACCCGCCGAAACUGCAGUCUACAUCUACCUCGUUCUUAUCAUCACUUUUAUCACUCUGUCUAUGUCCAGGGCCCGUUUUCUCAUGUGGGUCGGUAUGAGAGCUGCACGCAAGCUCCACAAUCAAAUGUUUUCUAAUCUUCUUCAAGCGACCAUGUAUUUCUUUAACACUAAUCCUUCGGGUCGACUUUUAAACAGAUUCUCAAAAGAUGUUGGAGCAAUGGAUGAUUUACUCCCACAAUUUAUGAUAGAAGCAUCUCUUAUAUUAAUGGAAGUCCUCGGUAUCUUGAUAAAUAUCAUCACUGUUAAUAUCUGGAUGUUAGGCAUUACGAUUAUCGUCGGGGUCAUAUUUUACUUCUUAACAUUUUUCUAUCUAAAAUCCGCUCAAGAUGUUAAACGACUUGAAGGAAUCGCGAAAAGUCCAGUUUUUACACACGUUGUCACGACAAUGAAUGGCCUAACCACAAUAAGAAGUCGAGGCAAAGAUGUGCAACUGAUGUUACGGAACGAAUUUGAUCGGUAUCAAGAUGAUCAUACCGGAGCAUGGUAUUUAGUUAUAGCUUCUGGAACAGCAUUUGGCUUUAGUAUUGACCUUGUCGCUUGUACGUUUAUUGCCGUUAUGUGUUUCUUGCUCAUUCUUAUCAAUCCAGAAAAUACAUUUGGGGCGUCGGUUGGUUUAGCGAUAUCUCAGUCAUUGACUUUGACGGGAAUGCUUCAGCAUGGAGUAAAGCAAGCUACUCAAGUACAGUCACAGAUGACAGCUGUUGAGAGAAUUAUUCAGUAUACAAACUUACCAAAAGAAGGUCCAAUAGAAUCAUCGAAACCGUUGCCUGAGAACUGGCCAUCCAAAGGCCGACUUCAGUGGAAGAAUGUUUAUCUCAGCUAUAAAAAAGACGACCCUGCUGUUUUAAAGAACAUUGACCUGAUGAUCGAGCCGGGCUGGAAAGUUGGAGUUGUCGGAAGAACUGGUGCCGGAAAAUCCUCAUUGAUAUCUGCGCUCUUCCGACUAGUCGACGAUGGUCUCCAGGGGCAAAUAAUUAUUGACGGUGUAGACACUAAAACAAUCGGUCUUCAAGAUUUAAGAUCGAGUAUAUCCAUAAUUCCACAGGAGCCUGUUUUAUUUUCCGAGACACUGCGAUACAAUCUCGAUCCUUUUGGAAAAUACACUGACAUAGAAAUCUGGGACGCGUUGAGGGAAGUUGAAUUGAAUAACUUGGCCCUCGACCAAUGGGUCACCGAAGGCGGAACAAACUUCAGCGUUGGUCAGCGUCAGCUGAUUUGUCUCGCUCGCGCUCUGCUGAGAAACAAUCGGAUCCUGGUUCUCGACGAAGCCACCGCCAAUAUCGACUCUCGGACUGAUGCGUUGAUCCAGCGAGCAAUUCGCUCGAAAUUCGCAGACUGCACAGUUAUAACAAUAGCUCACCGUCUGAAUACAAUCAUCAACAGCAACAGAAUUCUAGUAAUGGAUAAUGGAUGUGCUGUGGAAUUUGAUACACCGUACGAAUUGCUGAUAGAGAAACCGGAUAGUAUAUUCGCCAAAAUGGUCGAACAAACCGGGCCAUCCAUGACUGCUAAAAUACUCCACGAAGUAAUGGAAUUCCAUAAUCAACCAUCAGCUCAUGAUACCAAUGAUUCUCCUGCUGUAGAUACUCUUGAUAUAUCAUCUGAUGAUACAAAGCUUUAA
This is a messenger RNA of Cotesia congregata, 4939 nucleotides long. Lineage: Eukaryota; Metazoa; Arthropoda; Insecta; Hymenoptera; Braconidae. The record is from the annotation of a GenBank genome assembly.